CAGCUAGUAAUGGAUUCUUCUUGGGGAGAACUGAGGAGGAUGCAGAGGAGCUGGUUGACAACAUGGUUAAGAGUGAUGCAGUCUACAGUGGAGACCACGACAGAGGCAGUAGAUCUGAUGAUAAGCAAACGAGGAAGGAGUUGAAAGCUCUACAAGAUAAGAUAGACAUCCUCCUUGCUGAUAAAGCUACCCAAGAGCAGCUGCACUUUGUUGGCAACCCAACCCAAGAGACACCAGCUGUUGUCCAUGAAGUUGAAGGUUUGGAAGGUCAGGAAGAGUUGUGUUUCAUCAACAACAAUGGUAGCUGGUACAAGAAAGAGCCCAACUUUCAGUACAACAACUACCAACAGAAAUCCUAUUCCAACAACCAACAGAGUGGUUACCAGCCUCGAAACAAUCAGCAAGGCAGCUAUCAACCACAGCAAAACCCUCCUCCUGGUUUCAACAACAAAGGCAACAAUUCUUCCCAACAACAAUCUAAUCCCUCUACCUCCACCCCUCAAGUCAGCAGCACUGAUGCUCUACUGAAACAAAUCCUGGAAUCUCAAACAAGAAGUGAGAAGCAUGUUGGCUAUGAGUUGAAGAAUCUUCACUCAAAGAUUGAUGGGAGCUACAAUGAGCUCAACAACAAGUUCAGAGCUUUGGAGAACCAGUUUGCUGCCAUGAACACUCAACAAAAUCGCCAACAAGGUUCUCUACCUGGAAAGUCUGAGCAAAACCCCAAGGAAACCAUGAAAGCUAUCACUCUCAGGAGUGGUAAGGAGUUACCUCAGAGAGCUCUCACCAAGGAUGCUGAGAAACAAAGUGAGGGGGUUGCCAUCACCAUAGAUGAUGAAGUGGUGAUUGUUGAUGAGAAGAUCAAUGACGAGAUCUUGGAAAAGAUAGUGGAAGCCAAAGGAAAAGGAAAGGUUGGAGAAGAGAAGAAAACAGUUAAAGAUGGUGAAGUUGUCACUCCUGCAAGUGAAAGUUCUUUUGUUCCUCCUGCCUAUGAACCUAAGCUUCCAUUCCCAGGUCGAUUCAAGAGGCAGUUGCUAGAGAAGUACAAAGCUCUGUUUGACAAGCAAAUGAGUGAAGUCCAGGUCACAAUGCCCAUUAUUGAUGCUUUCAUGCUGAUUCCUCAGUACAGUAAGUUCCUAAAAGAUGCUGUAGCUGCAAAGAAGAAAGAGAUGGAGGGCAUGGUGAUUCUCACUCAUGAGUGCAGUGCUAUCAUUCAGAGGCUGGUCAUACCAAAGAAGCUAGAAGAUCCAGGAUGCUUCACAUUACCUUGUGCUCUUGGGCCUAUGGUAUUCGAUAGGUGUCUCUGCGAUUUGGGAGCUAGUGUCAGCUUGAUGCCCCUAUCUGUUGCUAAGAAGCUCGGUUUCACUCAGUACAAGAAGUGUAGACUUUCUCUGGUAUUGGCUGAUCGUUCAGUUAAGUACCCUGUGGGUAUCUUAGAGGACCUCCCAGUGAUGGUUGGAAAUUAUGAGAUCCCUACAGACUUUGUAGUGCUUGAAAUGGGUGAAGAAGCUCAAGACCCUUUAAUCCUUGGAAGGCCUUUCUUAGCCACAGCUGGAGCCAUUGUUAAUGUGAAAGAAGGCAAGAUUGAUCUCCAUCUGGGUAAAGGGCACGUUCUCCAUUUCGACAUCAAGGAGGUAAUGAGGAGGCCAACAGUUCAAGGGCAGGUGUUCUACAUUGAAGAGAUGGACGCCCUUGCUGAUGAAAUCCUUGAAGAGUUGUCACUAGAGGACCCUCUACAGCAUGCUUUGACUGUAGAGAAAGAGGCUGAGGUGGUUGAGAACCUGGAGAGUACUGCCUAUGGGAUGAUGCUGGAUUCACACCAGGGGUUUUUCAGUGAGGAUCAGUACGAGGAGCUUCCCCAGAUGGUUCACCAAGAAGUCUCAGUCACUCAACAAGAGGACAACCAGCAAGAUGACUGGAGUGAACUUAAGGCACCUAAAGUGGAGCUUAAACCUCUUCCCCAUGGUGUAAGGUAUGCAUUUCUUGGUCCUAAUGAAACUUACCCUGUCAUUGUGAGUAGUGAACUUACUGAAAGUGAGCUAUCUGAACUUUUGAGAACACUUAAAAGAUUUAGAAAGGCAAUAGGUUACUCACUAGAUGACAUCAAGGGGAUAUCACCCUCUCUGUGCAUGCAUAGGAUACAUCUUGAGGAUGAAUCAAUGACUUCUAUCGAGCAUCAAAGAAGGUUAAAUCCUAACCUGAAGGAUGUUGUAAAGAAAGAGAUUCUUAAACUCCUAGAUGCUGGUGUUAUUUACCCUAUCUCAGAUUCUAAAUGGGUAUCACCUGUGCAUGUUGUACCAAAGAAAGGUGGUAUCACUGUGAUUAAGAAUGACAAGGAUGAAUUGAUACCAACAAGAACCAUCACAUGUCAUAGAAUGUGCAUUGAUUACCGAAAACUAAACUCUGCAUCUAGAAAGGAUCAUUUUCCAUUACCAUUUAUUGAUCAGAUGCUUGAGAGACUUGCAAAUCACCCAUUCUAUUGUUUCCUUGAUGGGUAUUCAGGAUUUUUCCAAAUCCCCAUACAUCCCAAUGAUCAAGAGAAAACGACAUUCACAUGUCCAUAUGGUACCUUUGCAUAUCGAAGGAUGCCAUUUGGUCUAUGUAAUGCUCCAGCCACCUUUCAAAGGUGCAUGAUGUCAAUUUUCUCUGAUCUGAUUGAGGAUGUUGUGGAGGUAUUUAUGGAUGAUUUCUCUGUCUAUGGAUCUUCGUUUUCUGCUUGUUUGUCAAAUUUGUGCAGGGUCCUACAGAGAUGUGAAGACACCAACCUUGUGCUGAAUUGGGAGAAGUGUCACUUCAUGGUCAAGGAAGGGAUUGUGCUAGGACACAAGAUUUCAGAGAAGGGGAUUGAGGUGGAUAAAGCCAAAAUCGAUGUUAUGGUUGGUCUGCCUCCACCAAAGACAGUGAAAGACAUCCGGAGUUUUCUUGGCCAUGCUGGAUUCUACAGGAGGUUCAUCAAGGAUUUCUCCUUGAUAACUAGACCUUUGACCAGGCUGCUGUGCAAGGAAGCUACCUUCAGUUUUGAUGUGGAAUGCCUACAAGCUUUCAAGAAGCUAAAAGGUGAACUCGUUAGUGCCCCAAUUGUCCAGCCACCUGAUUGGGAUUUUCCUUUUGAGAUCAUGUGUGACGCCAGUGACUAUGCUGUGGGAGCUGUUUUGGGGCAGAAGAAAGAUGGCAAAACCCAUGUGAUCUACUAUGCCAGCCAAACCCUCAAUGAUGCUCAGAUGAGGUAUGCCACAACAGAGAAAGAGAUGCUGGCAAUUGUUUUUGCCUUUGAGAAGUUCAGGAGCUACUUGGUUGGGUCUAAAGUCAUUGUCUACACCGAUCAUGCUGCCUUGAGACACCUUUUGGCCAAGAAGGAUGCAAAACCCAGGCUUUUGAGGUGGAUCCUUUUGCUCCAAGAGUUUGAUAUGGAAAUCAAAGACAAACCCGGAGUUGAGAAUGGAGUAGCUGAUCAUUUGUCCAGGUUGAGGGUAGAGUCUGGUAUCCCUAUUGACGAAGGACUUCCUGAGGAGCAGAUCAUGGCUAUCGAAGCAGUGAUAGCAGUCUGUGAGACUGGUAGGAAGCUGGAAGAAGUCCAAGCAACAGAGGAGAAAGAACCUUGGUAUGCCGAUUUAGUGAACUACCUAGCCACAGGAAAAGAACCUCUGAAUCUUGUGGGCUAUGCCAAGAAGAAGUUCUAUAAGGAUGUGAAAAGAUACUACUGGGAUGAGCCCUACCUCUACAUUCUCUGCAAGGAUCAGCUUUAUAGGAGAGUGGUUGCAAAUGAGGAGAUUGAUGGGAUCCUUGCACAGUGUCAUGGAUCAUCCUAUGGAGGUCACUUUGCCACCUUCAAAACAGUUGCAAAAGUAUUACAAGCUGGAUUCUGGUGGCCACAUAUGUUCAAGGAUACACAAGACUUUGUUUCGAAGUGUGAUUCUUGCCAAAGAAGAGGAAACAUCACCAAGAGGAAUGAGAUGCCUCAAAAUCCAAUCCUUGAAGUUGAAGUGUUUGAUGUCUGGGGUAUUGACUUCAUGGGACCAUUUCCAUCAUCUUUUGGCAACAAAUAUAUCCUUGUGGCUGUUGAUUAUGUCUCCAAAUGGGUGGAAGCCAUUGCAAGCCCCACCAAUGAUGCUAGAGUUGUAAUCAAGAUGUUCAAGAGCAUCAUCUUCCCAAGGUUUGGAGUUCCAAGAGUUGUAAUCAGUGAUGGAGGUUCCCACUUCAUUAACAAACUGCUUGAGGGACUUCUCAAGAAGAACGGUGUGAAGCACAAGGUGGCAACUCCUUAUCAUCCCCAAAGGUUCAUGGAUUUGGGGGUUUUCGAAUUUGAUCUUAAUUGGGUGAAAAUGGUUAAGAAGACAAAGGGAAGGUUGGAAGCUGAGAGGCAAGAAGCCGAAAGUCAAGAGUUUGCCCUAAGAGGAAAAGCUUUAACCAGCGAGCCAACUGGCUCAGGGACGCAGAGGACUGUGCGACAGCAGACGUUGGCUGCAAGGAAAUCGAAAGAACACGAGAAGAGGGCAGGGAAAAGUGUACCAGUUCCCACCCAUGAGGAAGGUGAAACUGAGAGUGAAGAUGAGCCGGCACCUACGAAGAAAGCCAAGAUGUCAAAGGGCAAAGGGGUUGCUGUUGAUCGAGACAGAGCGAAAACUCCAUCUGUGGAGGAGCUAUAUGAUCAUUUGAAGAAUGGAGUCACUUGGGCUCCAACCAGGUUUGCCGACCUCGAUUUGCUGAAGGAGUUGGGUCUAGAGUCUGAUAUUGAGGAUGUCACUUGUCAGUUCCUAUCCUCUCUUGUGGUCACUUACCACGACACGGCGCAUGUGAGACAAGGAUGGGGAAAAAUCAGGUUCAAGGUCAAUGGAAGAGAAUACAACAUGAACUUCAAGGACAUUGGGAGGGUCAUGGGGUUCCAAGACCUAGAAGACCACUCACUUCCCAAGUGUGAGAACCUCCCCACAGAGCUCUGGAAGUUGAUCACUGGAAACAAGCACUCUACCGGGGCGGACAAGAACUCACACAUCCGACACCCGUCUGUACGCUACCUCCACAGAUUGCUAGUCCAUGCUUUUUACCCACGGAAGCAAGCUGGUACGACACAUCUGAGCAUAUCUAUGGACCUCCGCGCUACUACUUCAAGCCCCAUGACGGAGUCCUUCCCCCUGGAGCUCUCCGUGAUGCUCAUGACCACAUUGGUCGUCUCCAGAGGUGGAACAAAGCUCAGGACAGAACGAUAG
Molecule: messenger RNA, 5204 nt
Organism: Brassica napus (rape)
Lineage: Eukaryota; Viridiplantae; Streptophyta; Magnoliopsida; Brassicales; Brassicaceae
Exons: 5
Coding region: 63-5204 (1713 amino acids)
Biological process (GO): DNA integration
Molecular function (GO): nucleic acid binding
Source: RefSeq, a predicted model, not a curated record